GUAACUAACUCUAACCUUCUAAAAAACUCUUCCUAGACCAAUCUUCAUCAUUCAAUUAUAAAACGAUCUCCAUCAUACAUUCGUUAAUACAAAUCUCGUGGAUGCAUAGUGUAAAUAUAUUGUUGUAUAAAAGUAAAUAGCGAUUCUUGGCGAGAACCAAUGGUUAGGGCUCCAGGUUUUUUGGAUAAUACAGUUCUAUAUAAAGUAGUGGCUAGUUUUGUUUUUGGUUUUUGCUUUAAUGGUCUGCAAGUAGAUUGAAGUAUAUAUUUAGAUACCAGGCGAAUUAGCCAUAGUGAAGUGAUCAAAAUUCACGAAAGUUAUUGUACGAGACAAAUAUCCGUUGAGUUGAGAUGCUAAAAAGAAGGUUUGAGUAAAUCUUCUUCGCGCUUUGUUAUCUCCACAGUUAAAACCCCGUCACUAGAACAAUCAGCAGUUGCUAUAUUUACAUCACAAUUCUGACAGCCUGAGGAGUGAGGACAGUAGCAUGUUCUUGAUGGCCUCCAGUUAAAGCUCCGUCACUAAAACAAUUACUCCACCCUGGAAUGAAGACUCCUGCUAAAUUUAUGAAUCAAUAACUCCAGAUUACUUUGUAAGAAAUUAUAAUAUUCUGGCCAAAAAAAAAAAAAAUAUUGCCCACAUCCGUCGCGGUUGCAAUUGGUGGAUCUUCUGGUUGAUUUGAAAUCUCAGACGGCAGCAGGUCGGAGGAAGAGGGCCAAGAAGCGCCCUGCGGUGGCAUCAACUCCGGAGACAAGGAGAGAGAGAGAAAGAGAAACUCUAAACCGUGUUCUCUAUAGGUACGUACGUCAGAAUACAGCCGUGAGCAUUUUAGGGUUUGAUCGUGGAUAUGGGUAUUUUUGUUUCCCUUAUGCAUAAAGGACUUACCUUUUAUGUUUUUCAAGGAGGUUGUGGACACAGUUCACAAGGCGGCUAUAAAACAAGUUAACUUUAAAACCAACCCUGAGAAAGCGAGAGCCGAAGUGAACUCAUGGGCUGAAAAGGCGACGAAGGGCCUUAUCACUGAGGUUCUUGCUCCUGGGACAGUCAAAACCAAUACCAGGCUUAUAUUUUCAAAUGCUUUACACUUUAAAGCAGUUUGGAGUGACCCGUUUGAUACAUCGGAGACACUAGAAGAGGACUACUUCCACCUUCUCGACGGCACUUCUGUUGAGGCGCGCUUCAUGAGAAGCUACGAUUACCAGUUUGUAAAAGCCUUUGACGGCUUCAAAGUCUCGAAGCUUCCUUACGAACAAGGCGAAGACAAUGAGAGACAAUUUUGUAUGUACUUGUUACUUCCUGAUGCGAAAGAUGGGCUCCCAGCUUUUGUUGAGAGAGUUUGUUCCGAGCCUGAUUUCUUAGAUCGUCAUCGCCCUGAAACACGAGUCGCGGUUGGUUCCUUCGAAAUCCCAAGGUUUAAGAUUAGCUCCGGCUUUGAAGCUUCUAAAGUUCUCAAGGAUGUAGGAUUGGUGUUGCCCUUCAAUGGUGAAGGUGAUUUGACAGGGAUGGUGGAGUCACGUCUAGGUAAGGCCAAAAUAAUUCACAAAUCCUUCAUUGAAGUUGAUGAAAAAGGCACAGAAGCUGCAGCUGUUACUGUUUGCGUUGACGAUGAAGCGGAUGGUGAUGAUGAACCAUUUAUACAGAAAACGAUAGACUUUGUGGCUGAUCACCCAUUUAUGUUUAUAAUCAGUGAGGAAGUGAUUGGAGCGGUUCUGUUCAUUGGUCAUGUUCUCAAUCCGUUAAAAGAAUGAGCUUUAGGACGUGACAAGGCAAGUAAGAUUUACUCUUUAUUUUUGUUUUUUUAACUAUUGCAUUGUGGAUGACUGCCUGCGGGAAUGGUUUUUAAUUUCUUGUUUUUCUUUGCAAUGUAACAGUUGAGGUUCAGUGAUCGUUUUGUUUUUCGCAGUUGAAUCCUCCUCUAAUUUCUGCAAUGUUUGUUCUUUUUGGUGUUGAGGUUCACUGGUUGUUGAUUUCCAAUUUAAAAUAAAAUAAAAAAGUAUUCGUUUUGAUAUC
Molecule: messenger RNA, 2007 nt
Organism: Pyrus x bretschneideri (Chinese white pear)
Lineage: Eukaryota; Viridiplantae; Streptophyta; Magnoliopsida; Rosales; Rosaceae
Product: serpin-ZXA-like
Molecular function (GO): serine-type endopeptidase inhibitor activity
Source: RefSeq, a predicted model, not a curated record